Mizuhopecten yessoensis (Yesso scallop) is the source of this 6561-nucleotide messenger RNA. RefSeq names its product DC-STAMP domain-containing protein 1-like. The transcript has a single exon. The coding region runs from base 105 to 2351 and encodes 748 amino acids. Lineage: Eukaryota; Metazoa; Mollusca; Bivalvia; Pectinida; Pectinidae. The record is from RefSeq and is a predicted model, not a curated record. Gene Ontology annotation, cellular component: membrane.
CAUUUUUUGCAUUACCUGAAACGCUGUAGUUCUCUAACUUGUAGAGGAGUUUGGUAUGGUGAACCUGGUCAAAGGGCUUUGCUGAAAUAUAGGAUUGAUUGACGAUGCAACGUAACGCUCCGCACGUGUUCAAAGAGCAGCAACAGGGAUUUUUGCAUUACAAUCGUGCGCUUCCUCGAGCUAGAUCAAGAACCCUGAAACGGAGAUAUGACAAAAAUGGCAACAGUCGUCCGGGAAUGGUAGGAAAGAUUAAGUUUUAUAUCGUUGACUUUUUUAAAGCUCCACCUGAAAAAUACACUGCAGUUAAAACUGUGUUAGGAUUCCCGUUCGGUGCUGCAUUAGGUCUUAUCUUGUACCAUCUUGUUCUGGACUUCACAUGGCUUGAAGAAAGUACCCGCCAUUUUCUUGGGGGCGUAUUCGUUCUAGGAUUGGCAAGUGGAUAUGCACUUUCGGUUCAAGUAAGAUGCAUUACGUGUCUUUUGCUUCCUACAUUUUUCGGAAAAACAGGAAGGUCAUACAUUGCAACAUUUGCCGUUAUAUAUUUGAUAUCUGGGCCUAUCCACACCAUUAUUGUGAAUGGACACGAAGUAACAAGAUCUCUCGGCUGCACAACCGAAUUACUUGCCAACCACACGAAGGAACGCUGGAAAUUGGCCACGAGUCCAAUAGGAAAGGUAAUGGACGAGUUCCAGGAAGAAGGAAUGUUCAUUAACAAAGUCGUGAAGAGAAUAGAUGAGGAGUUUGGCCCGAUGAAGAAAGAGGUGAUGGAUAAUUCGGAAGAAGACAAAAUGAAGAAAAACACCGAAUACGUGGAUCGUACUUCUGGAAAUACACGGGGAAACAGGGCAAAGCAAAUUGAACAAAAUAACAAACCCGAUAAUUCAAAGGAAUAUAAAAAGGUGGAGAAUGAAUACAGGAAAAAGCUAGAAUAUCGGUGUCAAGAUGUGUGGAACCAAGGCGUCAUUAAAUGUCAAGAUAAAUUUAAAUCUAUGUACAGACAAUGUCGCGAUAAAAUCCCGAUCGUGGGUGGUCUCCUGUGCCUACCAUUUAAACUGUCCAUAGUAUGUGAGCUGGUGAGACUGGUGCCUGGGGUUUUGGGAAGUUCCUGUAACUCCAACGAAGCGGUGAGUCAAGGUUUUGGCGAGGUGUUUGUUGCUGCUAAAGAAAUGACUGUUGAAAUGGAUAACGAUUUCAAAGCUAAUCUACAGUACAAAGUAGUGAACACCCCCGAGGCGGUGGACGUUACGACAGCGGAAGAGGUUCGCAAAAAGACGCUUCACAAAUUCAAGAACAAGCAAGUUUGGCUGGAAUUUGGGUUGUCCUUGAUGCAGCGCUUAAUGGCAUUCACAUUUAUACUGGUAUUCAUCAGUGCUUACAAGUACAACAAGGCAUAUUUGACGGACAUUCGACACGAUAACAUGUACAUCACCUCAUACUUUCGUCAUAUUGACGCUCGGCGACAGAAGCUUUCUAAGACAAUCUUGCUUCCAUUGAAAAAAGUAGAAAGUGAUGCUUGUAUAUUUUUGACAAAUCCAAAGUUGAUGAAAGCAGAAAAAAAGAAGAUUGUGAAGGGAACAAUCAUGCUGGUGAUACGGGCGUUGAUAUUCACAGUGAUAAUCAUGUCUAGUGACCUGCUAUACAGUGUUCUCGACAUCAUUAGGCGUCACAGUCGCAUCGACUACCACCAGCAAGGGGAACACAUAGUUGACAUUGACAUCUUCGGCACCGGCUUCAUGUCCGAAAUCGUCAGGCUUUUCCUCAAGGCUUUCAGCCAUAACGAUAAAAUUGACAAUGUUUCUACCAAUUAUGAGUGUUUACCUCGGCCGGUGAAAAUGGAACAGAAAUAUGUUUUGCUGAUAUAUGGCACAUUUGGCGUCCUCUGGGUUUUAAUGCUUUUCGAAGCGUAUGGCCUCCGUCUCCGGCGACUAGUUGCCUCCGGAUUCUAUCGAAGUAGAGAGAAGAAAAGAGUGCUCUACCAGUAUAAUGACAUGCUGAAGAAGCGUCGGGGGUUCUUACGUCACAUGCGUCACCACAUUCGUAAACAAGUUAAGAAGAAAAAUCUGUUAGUUAAAUCAGGUCUAACCACUAGCCUACGAAAGGAGUUUCCACGGUUGUGUGGGUGGCUUAAAAUCUUCCAUUCAGGAAAACUUUCAUGCUUGAUCUGUGAAGACCCUGAAAGAAAGGAUUUCGUGCGCUGUCUGACACCGGGGUGUAACGUGGGCUACUGUAUGCUGUGUUGGUGUGACAUCAGAAAGCGCUGUUACUCCUGUAACCCAGGCAGGGCAGAGGCAGACGAUCUGAGUGAUCUGUCUGAUGACGGACACUCUGAUUCAGAUAGCAGUGACGUGUGAUUGGUUAAAGGCAGCUGUUUCAAUACCGAUAGGUAUGUCACCUAGAUCUAGUGUUAUCGUUAAGAACAUAUUAAAGUGUUCGUCUGGCCUAACAAUAUCAUAUAUGGAGUAUGACACUGACAGUGACGUUAUCGUGAUCUAAACAGGAUGUCGGUUGAGUGUGUAGAGCGCUGCAGUGUUGUUGUUGUUUUUUAAACCUCCAACGGCUUAUACUUGUGUUUCUGACAUGUUCGCUUCCUAUGGUCGUCUAACGUGGAAGCUUGAACACCAUCAUGUAUUUUACCAUGAAAAAAUCGUCAGAUUACAAGCUUGUGUUGGUAGCUUGAUAUGCGGCCAGUCAUUCUAAACGAGGUGAAAUGUAGGCCUCGAUUUGACGUCCAAAACAUGAACAAAUCUACCAAUUAAAACAACAGUCCAAUUAUCCGGUGGUGUUUUCCCCUUAAAGUCAUUAUGAUUAGAUAGCAAGAGCUGUCAAACAGAGACACACCCAAAACACUUCAGUAAAUAAAUCCAUGGCACUUUAGCCAAUGAAGGUUGGCAUUAUAUUGGUUGGCCUGCUUUGUCAGUGGUACGUGUUGGCAAUGCACGUAUGUGUCUACGGGGAAGUGGGUUUGUCUCCGCGCGAUUUAAUUUGUAUUUGGCGAAAUUCAUAAUAGGUUAAUUUCCUUUGUUCAGAAUACAUGUGUAGUCUCCUCUUUAUAAGAUUAGUCGCCCUCGUUAGACCUUUACCAACUUUUCGGUUGCCAUGUUCAUCUUCGUGGAAGUUUGUUCAAAGACACAUUAAAUAGCUCAUUUAGACCAUUUAACCCAUGGAAUGUUGCCACCUUAGUAGGUGAAGGGGCUCUAUAAACAAAUACCGUUAGUAAAGCUUACAGACGUUACACGAAUCGAAACCCGUCAUUUUCUCGUGUCACCGUGACCUGUACUAUGUAAUGCCGUCAGUCGUAUUCUCACAUGAACUGAAUAAUGACAUUCAAAACACAAUGACAAAUAUGUGAUAAAACAGUGUGAAUGUAGAUCACAGGCACUUUUGACUAAAAAUGAAAACAUCAAAACAAUAAUACACCAUUAAUGUGCUACGUAUUCAAGUGCGUAUAAAACUGCUACAAGUAGUGGAGAUAUUGAUCUUACUAGUCUCCCUCUUACGAAUAUAUAAUCAAUGAGGAGGUGAGGACUGUUCGGCGGAAGUCUAUAUAUCAGAAAUCUACUGUCAUUUAAAGGUCUUCCAUACUCGUUCCCUGAGGAAAAACUAAACUAGUGUCAUUGUAUACACAUACAACCAUUUUUACCCACUGCACAAAUUUUAGAAAACUUGUCCCAUUUUUGUUUCAGAGCCGUUAAAUCCUUUAAGCACCUUAUCACUAUUUGUAUAUGAAUUAAGCGGGGAAACAUGUUUUCUCUUACCGUAAGUGGCAACACUUCAACCUCACCAUUAGCUGACUUCAUGUUCAUGCAAUCAAAGGGUAUGAAUCGCAAAAAUCGAAUAGACUUAUGCUACCGUGAUUAAUUACCACUGGGUCUUGCCGGUCCCUGGUGGCAUAGUCCUUGGAUCAUAACUUGGAAAUUGUUGAGAUCCGCGCCCCGUAAUCCCAUGUAAAAUUGCUGGGCUUGAAGAGAUGAAUACAACCAUGCUUUCAGGAAUAGCUCAGGGUCUGACCCCACCCCAGGGUCACUUACGACACUGAAAUCAUUGACAUCUCCACCUUACACUUAACUUAAUCAUAUGACAUUAAGCAUUUUUGGUAGUUGUGAACUGGGAAUCAAUUGUUGUUUACACGAAAAAGGUAGCUCCUAUGGGGACUGAGGUUCAGAUGUUAGUAAAAACAGACGAACGAUACAUGGUUUAUGGGCCUGUUAUUAAUGGUCCUAACGAUAUACCAUGAUGAUUUCUAGGGAUGUUGCAUUCGCACUGUCAAUGCUGAUUUUAACCAAAUCCCGGGGAAGAAGCAGGAGAAAGAGUAAAACAUUGUGUAGGUGUAGACAAGGAAAUUCUGACCUGGUGUGUAUAAUUGUUUGUCUCUGCGAGCUUUGGUUCCAGCACAACAUUGUGUAGGUGUAGACACUGAAAUUCUGACCUGGUGUGUAUAAUUGUUUGUCUCUGCAGCUUUGGUUCCAGCACAACAUUGUGCAGGUGUAGACAAGGAAAUUCUGACCUGGUGUGUAUAACUGUUUGUCUCUGCGAGCUUUGGUUCCAGCACAACAUUGUGUAGGUGUAGACACUGAAAUUCUGACCUGGUGUGUAAAAUUGUUUGUCUCUGCAGCUUUGGUUCCAGCACAACAUUGUGUAGGUGUAAGACAAGGAAAUUCUGACCUGGUGUGUAUAACUGUUUGUCUCUGCGAGCUUUGGUUCCAGCACAACAUUGUGUAGGUGUAGACAAGGAAAUUCUGACCUCACAAUAUGACAAGGGUGUAUUCACUGCAUUGGGUAGUCACGUGAUAAACACAAAUUUGACUGACGCCGACGGAAAUAACUGGCAGGUUACCAUUAUACAACUGGACUAAAACACAGCUAAAACAGUUUUUUUUAGUUAACUAUUGUAUUCAGCAUUAUUUUAUGAAACUGACAUAAAACACCUCCAUUAAAUAAAAGUCACAUCUCCUGCAAGUUUACAAAGUAUAAGUAUGUAGUUCUCUGACCUUCAACAUAGAGGUCAACAUGGAUAAACAAAUACAAUUAUAUUCUUACAAUAAUAAUUGUCACCUGGACAUGGUUUAUGAAGAAUAAAAUGUAAAAUAUUGAAAAUAACACAAUUUUUUUUCUUUGAUAAAAUGUUACAUUGCUACAUUUCACAAAGAUAUAUUACACACACACGUCUUACAUGUCCAUUUUACCUUGUCCUAGUCACCAUUGAUUCACCUGUAAAAUGUAUUUAGUGUGUACCUAUGUGAUGUCACAGUAAGGUAGCAUAUAUCACUCUUAUUGAAUUUAUACUUACAUUAAGAUGUUUCAGUUAGGUAGCAUACACUAAUAUCAAUUUCAUUUAAUACAAGAAGAAGAAGCCACCUGUAUGUAUACCACUGUAUAAUGUAUUUCAGAGAGUGCAGGAUUGCAGCAGAACUGAGCACCUAACAGCCGAAGGAAAGUAAAUCUGGUAAAUAACUUGUAGUACAUGUAUUAUUAUAAAAUAUACUACAGACCUAGUUUCAUGGUGUAUAAACUAACACAAUUUCUACUCGCUAUCAAGCACUAUACACCUAGUUUCAUGGUGUAUAAACUAACAAAAUUUCUUUUCACUAUCAAGUACUAUACACACCCAGUUUCAUGGUGUUGGUUGAGUUGGGUUGCUCUUUACAAUUUUUGAUAGAUCAGUGAAAACAAGAUACAUUGAUUUCUGCCAAAAUUAUUUGUGACAAUGAUGGUAGACAUAAACAUCGAAUAUUUGGUACCAAAUAUCAUGGUAAAGAAACUUACACUUAUAAACAUAUUGUUUGACAAAGAAAGAAUGGCAACUGUGAGUUUACUUUUUGUCUGAGGUUCUUAAUGUCAUCAGUGAAUUCCUAUGUUCAGCUUUAUUAUCUGUGGUAGACAAGGAGUUAUCAAAAAUGUUCAGAGUGUGUAUGGAACCUCUCAAACUGGAAGAAAAAUCUCAAGUGAUGUUAGCUCAAUGGGAAACUCAAAGUUGAAAGCGUGACCUGGUCUGAAAAAAUAACAAUAGUGAUAAUAAUCAUGGACCCAAUAUAAUGUACAUAUCUUAGACAAGAAACAAUAACAAAACAAGCUGUUAGUUUGUUUGUGUGUUUAAAAAGAAAACAAGAGAUCCAAUGGGCCUGUAUUGAUCAACUGUACUUCAUCUCACAUCAUUGACCUUCAAACUGAGUCAAUGUAAGUUUAUCUGAACACAGGCAUGCUAAAUAUCACUUCUCCACAGGUGAGUAUUGCUCUUCACCUGAAUGUUUGCUUGAUUUAACUUAUUUUACUCAUGUGACUUUGGAAAUAUGGUAAAGAUUAUUCGUUUGAACAAACUUGAUAUUUCUUAAUCCUAGCAUGCUACAAGAAAAAAGUUAUGACCAUAGGCCUUCUAGGUUAUUCAGAAAAGGCUAUUUAAAGGUUUUAACACAACUGACUCCUGUGACUUUGUUAGUGGGUCAAGGUCUUUAAUUGGAAUAAACUUGGUUGUUCAUUAUCUGAGAAUGUAACAGGCCAAAUAUCAUGACCCUUGCUCUUGGUUAUUUGAACAAGAGGCCCAUGGGCCUUAACGGUCACCUGAUA